Messenger RNA from Phaeoacremonium minimum UCRPA7, 288 nucleotides. Its product is annotated as putative mitochondrial f0 subunit e protein. The record is from RefSeq and is a predicted model, not a curated record. Gene Ontology annotation, biological process: proton motive force-driven ATP synthesis. NCBI's taxonomy places the organism in Eukaryota, Fungi, Ascomycota, Sordariomycetes, Togniniales, Togniniaceae. Gene Ontology annotation, molecular function: proton transmembrane transporter activity. The transcript is spliced from 3 exons. The coding region runs from base 1 to 288 and encodes 95 amino acids.
AUGUCUACCACCUCUGCAGUCAACGUACUACGGUACUCGGCCCUGUCCGUGGGCGUUUUCUACGGCUUCUACCACCAGAGAUCAAUCAACGCAACCCAGAGGGCGGCUGCUGCGCGUCGGGAAUAUGAGCACAAGCAGGCGCUGAUAGACAAGGCCAAGGCCGAGUACACAAAGUCGAAGCAGCCCGUCACUGCUGCCACGACCAAGAGCGCAACCAAGCAAGAUCCCGAGGACCCGAACUUCGACCUGGAGGCCUAUUUGACCGCUUUCGCAAAAGAGAACCCGUAA